Molecule: messenger RNA, 153 nt
Organism: Symbiodinium natans
Lineage: Eukaryota; Dinophyceae; Suessiales; Symbiodiniaceae
Source: the annotation of a GenBank genome assembly
GAGAACGGAGCAGCUGCUUCCGGUCCCUUCUGCCAGCGCUUACUAGAGCUCAUCCAAAAACUGGGUGGCCCCGCGAAGCCCGGGCAGGCAGAUCAGAAAGGCAAGCCAACCAACGCCAAGGCUUCAAACGAAGCCCUGGCAUUGGCCAGCAAG